Molecule: messenger RNA, 780 nt
Organism: Nematocida major
Lineage: Eukaryota; Fungi; Microsporidia
Exons: 1
Coding region: 1-780 (259 amino acids)
Source: RefSeq, a predicted model, not a curated record
AUGGACACCCAAGAGUACAUAAACGCAUAUAUGGAAGGAAUGGCGGAUGGAAGAUUCGCCAUGGCAGAUAAUUUUAGCAUGCAGCCUAAAAAUCUGGAGCUUCUUUCUCUUCUGGGGCUUAUAGUAUUGUUUCCGGUUUUGCUCAUCCUGGGAAAGUUUGGUUAUGAUUUUUAUGUAAGAAGGCACCGCAAGAGAUAUAUCAGCCUGCAGGACUUUAACAGGGUCGAAGACAGCUGCCUGAAGGAGGAAGAAGAGGCCAGCGACGAAGGGGUGUACUCGUCCAGGACCAUUUACAUAGGGCCUAGGCCUAUGAAUAGAAUGAGAAUUCGGGGAGAUAAUACCAAGUCGAGAAAGUACAUGUGGGGUGUGAUCGCCUAUUUUGUGAUUGGACUUGCAUUCUUGGUGGGGUAUUUGCUAAUGAUUUUUUUCGUGUACAAGAGGUACUACAACAGCUCAAAUGCAAGCAUGCACCAGGAGCUGGACGCCUUGCUGCAGAAGAAGGCGCUGGAGCACGGGGGAGUUAUUCUCGAAGAAGAAACGCUUGGCAGAUCCUCCAGGAGUGUUUCUGAUGAAUUCCAGACCCUACAGCUAGGAAAGUACUCUCUCGAGUACAAAAACGUUGUCCUGACAAAGAAAGGGCUGUUUAAGAUCAUGAACAGAGGUACAGGGCUGCAUGCGCCGCUAGAAACAAGCUAUGAAAUUCUGAAGAUCUUAGCAGCGAAGCUCCAAAGCAAAGAGUUCAGCGAGCUCAUCAAGUCGCACCCGCUAUACAAGCGCUAG